Molecule: messenger RNA, 1827 nt
Organism: Selaginella moellendorffii
Lineage: Eukaryota; Viridiplantae; Streptophyta; Lycopodiopsida; Selaginellales; Selaginellaceae
Product: actin-related protein 9
Exons: 19
Coding region: 56-1756 (566 amino acids)
Biological process (GO): regulation of DNA-templated transcription; double-strand break repair
Cellular component (GO): Ino80 complex
Source: RefSeq, a predicted model, not a curated record
AUUUGGGCAGUUGUCCUAUUUCUAGGGUUUUACAAGGGCUUCGAAUUUCUUGGCCAUGGCCGAGGGCGGAGGAGGAGGCGCCAAGGCGAUGGAUUACUACAAAUCACUCCAGCCGACCCAGCUUAUCGCGGAGCGAGGCCUGGAGCUCGUCGUGAUCAAUCCAGGAUCGUCCAAUCUUCGCGUCGGGCUGGGAUCGUGGCAAGAUCCGGUCGUAGUGCCGCAUUGUGUUGCCUGGCAUUCCGCGGGAAACGGAAAAUGUGAGGAUUCUGGGACUAGAAAUGGGGCUAUAGGUGAACAAGUGGCCACUCUACCAGUUUUACGAAGAGAUCGAGAAGAGAUGUGCCUUAAGGUUGAAGCCUUGUUAGGAGUUCCUGGCAAUGACACAAAUGGCAUGGACGUCUCGAAGGAAGAGGUUGUUCGAGGAGGGUAUGUAAAAUGUGAGCAAGAAAAGAAGUUGGAGCUGCCAUGGACACAAGUAAUGGAACGAGCUAACGAUGAAUGCGCUCCUGUUUAUCGCCGCUGUAUAUGUGGAGAGGAGGCCUUAAGGAUCCCAGCUUCUCAACCUUAUGUGCUGAGAAGGCCAAUGUGCAGGGGUCGCUUGAAUGUUUCGCCACAGUAUCCCAUGCAACAGGUUUGCGACGAUAUGUAUGCUAUUUGGAACUGGGUACUGGCAGAAAAGAUGUUAAUUAGCAAGGCGGGACGACGGAACUUAUCUGCGGUUCUCGUUGUUCCUGAUACUUUUGACAAUAGAGAAGUUAAGGAGGUAGUCUCGGUUCUACUGAGGGAUUUAGAGUUCCACUCUGUAGUUGUCCAUCAGGAAUGCGUUUCAGCUACAUUUGGAAAUGGCGUUUCAUCUGCAUGCGUAGUUCAAAUGGGGGCUCAAGUUACUUCUAUAAUCUGUGUUGAGGACGGUGUGUCUAUAUCAGUCUCUCAGAAAAUUCUUCCAUAUGGUGGAGAGGACAUAUCAAGAUGUCUUUUAUGGGUCCAACAAAGGCACGGGAACUGGCCCCUUCUAAAAACCGAUCCAUUGACUAAUUCUUUGGACAUGACAAUGCUUGAUCGUCUAAAGCAAGCUCACUGUGCUUUAAGUGUUGGCGGUGAUCUCACUGCAACGGCAGAUGUGUUUUCUUGCACCCCUGGCGAGUCCGAUCUUUACAAAGUUACUUUAGUCGCACUCAAUGUGCCACCUGCUGGCCUGUUUUAUCCGUCACUCCUUACACCCGAGGAACGUAUGUUUCCACCGAGGUCUUGGUACUAUUCUGAUCACGAAGACAUGCUAGUGGACCCGGUGGAGGCAGGAAUGACGGCCUUCAGCAAUGAACAAUUUACGAACGGUCAUAGCUCUGCACUUUCUCCAUCUGGCAAUUCUCUUCUAGGACUACAUGAAGCCAUUGUCAGCAGUGUCCUAUCAAUGGGUCGCUUGGACUUAAAGAUGAAGUUUUUCUCAAGUAUCCUCCUGGUUGGAGGAGUAGCCUCUACACCAGGCAUUGCCGAAUUUAUUGAAGAUAAAAUUGUCCACACAGUUUCUCACCAGGAAGGGAUUGAUAAAGUUGAGGUGCUAUCAAAUCGAGCUGAUCCUUCCAUACUUUCUUGGAAAGGAGGAGUGGUGCUGGGAGUUUUGGACUUCUCUCGGGAGUCUUGGAUUCAGCGCAGUGACUGGAUUGACGGCGGCCUACGCGUGGGUUCCUCGAAGAAAUACAAAGAUUCUCUGUCGCUUCAUGCCCAGGCUUUUUGGUACAACGCUGUUCUCGAGUGAGUUAAAAAGUUCCACCUGCGUUUCUGCCGGGGGCUAUUAAACACGAAAUAUUGAUUUUUCCAGCUGGCCGA